Messenger RNA from Penicillium digitatum Pd1, 174 nucleotides. NCBI's taxonomy places the organism in Eukaryota, Fungi, Ascomycota, Eurotiomycetes, Eurotiales, Aspergillaceae. The record is from RefSeq and is a predicted model, not a curated record.
AUGGCGAGAGUGAUUUUUUUCGAGAAUGACGUGAAAAGGGUGGUAACAUACCGGCAUCUUGAAGGCUUGAUCGCGACGGCGAGCUUGUUGGAUGGACGGAUGAAGUUCUCGACCUUCGAGUGUGGAUGGUUUGUGUGCGGCAGGGCUUGGCUUCGCUUCGGUUGUGUCAGGUGA